AUGUCAGGGACAGCACGUCAUGACCGAGAAAUGGUGAUCCAGGCCAAGAAAAAACUCACCACAGCCACAGACCCCAUUGAAAAACUCCGGCUGCAGUGCCUGGCCAGGGGUUCAGCAGGCAUCAAAGGACUGGGCAGAGUGUUUAAAAUCAUGGAUGACAAUAACAACCGGACCUUGGAUUUCACUGAAUUUAUCAAAGGCUUAAAUGACUAUGGUGUGGUCAUGGAAAGGGCAGAAACUGAAGAGCUUUUUCAGAGUUUUGAUAAAAACGGAAGUGGAACUAUAGAUUUCAACGAAUUUCUUCUCACCUUAAGACCACCAAUGUCCAGAGCUAGGAAAGAGGUCAUUAUGAAAGCAUUUACAAAGCUAGACAAGUCUGGAGAUGGUAUCAUAACAAUUGAAGAUCUUAGAGAAACGUACAAUGCAAAGCAACAUCCAAAGUACCAAAAUGGAGAAUGGACCCAGGAGCAAGUAUUUAGGAAAUUUCUGGACAACUUUGAUUCACCUUACGACAAAGAUGGGUUGGUUUCAAAAGAAGACUUUCUGAAUUAUUAUGCUGGUGUUAGUGCCUCAAUUGACACUGAUGCUUAUUUCAUUUUAAUGAUGACAAAAUCCUGGAGGUUAUGA
Molecule: messenger RNA, 627 nt
Organism: Suncus etruscus (white-toothed pygmy shrew)
Lineage: Eukaryota; Metazoa; Chordata; Mammalia; Eulipotyphla; Soricidae
Gene: CAPSL
Product: calcyphosine like
Exons: 4
Coding region: 1-627 (208 amino acids)
Molecular function (GO): calcium ion binding
Source: RefSeq, a predicted model, not a curated record